Messenger RNA from Ictalurus punctatus (channel catfish), 1355 nucleotides. It is a transcript of the gene bglapl, whose product is annotated as bone gamma-carboxyglutamate (gla) protein, like. Lineage: Eukaryota; Metazoa; Chordata; Actinopteri; Siluriformes; Ictaluridae. Gene Ontology annotation, cellular component: extracellular region. The record is from RefSeq and is a predicted model, not a curated record. The transcript has 4 exons. The coding region runs from base 99 to 620 and encodes 173 amino acids. Gene Ontology annotation, biological process: response to vitamin K; regulation of cellular response to insulin stimulus; bone development. Gene Ontology annotation, molecular function: calcium ion binding; structural constituent of bone; hydroxyapatite binding.
UCAGGGAAACGAGAGAAAACAGAGAAAGAAGAACCGCAAACAAACAAGACACAGAACGUGAAGCUCUGAAGAAGAGAGAAGCUACAAAAGACGAAAAGAUGAAGACUUUCACCCUCCUCAUCCUCUUUUCUGUGCUGUCUGCCUGCAUGUCUACAGGAGUAGUGGAUAUUGCUGUUGAACCUGACACUGCUCCUGAAGCUGAUCCUGCAGCUGAUGCCCCCGCAGCCUCCAGCUCUUCCUCUGAAUCAGACUCCGCAUCAGACUCUGCCUCUGACUCUGCGUCCGACUCUGCCUCUGACUCCGCAUCUGACUCUGCUUCGGACUCUGAUUCUGCGUCUGAUUCCGCCUCUGAUUCUGCCUCUGAUUCUUCCUCAUCUGAGUCCAACUCUAACAGUGUUGAAGCCACAGCUGCACCUGACCACGUGAUGGUGAAGAGAUCUCUCGCCACAGCCCUGCUGAGGAGACACAGAAGAGCAGGAACGCCAGUAGCAGACCUGACCCCAGUUCAGCUGGAGAGUCUGAGAGAGGUGUGCGAGGUCAACAUUGCCUGUGAACACAUGUCUGACACUGAAGGGAUCGUGGCGGCUUACACAGCAUACUACGGCCCCAUCCCUUUCUAAAUGGCCUCAGAGAGAAGCUGCUUCUACAAGGACUCAAAGCUAAUCCAGAUUUAGAUGGAACAGAAACCAGCUUUGCGGUAUUUGAACGGGUCUCACUACCUCCCCUGCUUUGCAAAGAGGUGAAGGGAGAAAAAUAAAUGGCUGUUCUGGCUUUUCCCCUCGACAGCUCCAGAUUUUGCUUUGCUGUAUGUUUUUACUGAAACCACUAGAGAGUUUCUGGUUUUGUAUCAAAGGUGACCACAACUACAGUGACAACUCAUUUAUGUAGUAGUCUAAGAAUAGCAUGAGUAUCUCACUAUGUAUAUGAUCUCUGUGGUGUGAUCAACCUGACAACUGUCACAGGGACUGUAAAAUGCCACAUCUGCUAAUAUAGUGUUUCAUUGUAGAGCUAUUUGCUUAUCUGCAUAGAUCAAGGAAUGACACAUUAGUAGGCAAACCAUAAACAUAUCAUUCAUUUUAUUUAGUUUUAAAUUAUUAUUGUUCUGUGGAGUUUAUGUUUUCUUGAAGGCUCAAUGCCAUCUUCCAUCACAAUGGUGCUAAACCUCCUUAUUUAACACUCGAAGCUAGGGGAGAUAAAAUCAUAAACUGUACUUUACACAUGUUUUUGCUAGUUGAUCUAGGACUUGUCUCUUUGUGGAUAGUCUUUUUUUUAAUAUACAUAUAGCAUUUUUUUUAGUGACACAAUGAUAUGGAAAAUGCUUGUACAUUGUUUUAAUAAAAAUGUUUUAACAUGUA